GUUUCGGGCGGGUGGAUAAAGAUUCGAGGGAUGGAGGAGAGACCCGAGUCGACGAGGCCUUUUACUCCGAGCUUGGAGUCGUCGAAUUGCUUCAGUUCCUCAGCUCGAUCAUAACCCUGUUCGCCGAUCAAGGGGGUCUCGGCUGCGGUAUCCUUGGUAUAAGGACAUGUAUCAUACAUAUACGUACAGAAGCCCCUUUUUUUUUUUUUUUUUUCCGUUCUUGUGGAAGAAAUAAACUCAUAUAUUUUUGUGCAGUAAUUCCUGUAACUUUUUUGCCCUUCAUUUUUUAUGGAUUACUCAUUUUGUUAAUAGACCAAUAACUAUUCUAUCUGUAAUUUGUAUCUCGUCAUGUCAUAUCAGUACGUAAAUAUUAGAUAGGCAGAUGUCGCUGCACCAGUGGUUGUUAGUUGUGAUAAAUCUGAUUGUAUUGCCUGAAGGCUAGCUCUUUAGUAUCCAUACAUGAGUUUGAUGCAAUUGCAGGAAAGGUUUGAUGAUAUUGCAGGAAAGGUCUGAUGCAAUUGCAGGGAUGGUUUGAUCGAAAUGAAAGUUUGAAGGGUUGGAUAUUGGGUGGGGUGGGUGCAGAAUUUAUUACCCAACAAGAAGCAGAAAAAGCUAAAAUAUUCAGUCUGGAAAUAAAUGAAGAUUGUUAUCUGAUAUAAAUGUUUCAAGUGCUCAUUUUGGUACAAAGGAUUAACUGCAGCAGUUAUUUGUUGUAAAUGUUGCUAUGACACAGGGAGACAGAGUUGUACGGAUGAAUAAACUGGAAAAUGCCUACAGCUAGCUAGCCUUUCCCUAAGUAGUUUGUACCAAUUAAAUUCCGUCUCCUCUUCAUUUUUGGACAAUGAAGUGGCUAUAAAGUUGUGGGAGUUUAGGGAAACUUACCCCACACUGAAAUGUUGACAUAUUCGUGAACUUCAACAUGAAAGCCUCUAAUAAGAGAAACACUGAGAAUGAGAGACACCAUGGAGUCGAACGUCUUCAGGCAUCCAAAACUGAAAAGAAUGACAUGGUGGUACCACAAUGGUUGAAAAUUGUGUACAGCACAGUAUUCUUCGAGACUUGCAUUGCACACUCGGAUGCAAAAAAGAACGGUAUAGAUCAUUUCUGCAUUGAUUGUCUUCAACCGAUAUGUCUGAACUGUCUUGCCCACCAUAUGUUUCACAAGCACAUUAAGAUUCGGAGAUAUAUUUACAGUGAUGUGAUUAAUCGUCAAGACUUAUGCAAGCUCUUCAACUGUUCUGGCAUACAGACAUAUCAUACAAACAAAGCCAAAGUGGUAUUCUUGAAGCAAAGGCAUCAACCACAACAGCAAGAGCAACAGCGACAGCGACAACAUUAUAAUAAAUCGAGGGAGUAUAUGUGUACCACCUGCCACAAGAAUUUGCAAGACAAUUCCCUCUAUUGCAGUGUUGCCUGCAAGGUUUCAGCAAUACUUGGAAACGAAUGCCAGAGAAAAACUAUAUGUGGUGGUCAUAGUUUUGAAGAUCAUAAUGAGAAAAAGGGAGGGAAAAAAAAUCUAGAAGUACCAUUUUCCAAAAGGCCAAAGUUAAGGAGAAAAGGAGUCCCUCUAAGAUCCCCAAUGUUCUGAUCAGGAAAGUAACCAUUCAUUAAAACAAGGAAAGGUUAUAGACAUCGGAAUUGACCUUAAUCGAAUCCAUUAAGACAAUGUUCUUUACAUUCACAUUUCACAGUGAAUCGCCAGAUUGAAUUUUGUGUACUAUAUUGGGUAUGUCUCACAUUUUAGUCUGGGUUUUUCCUCCUCUGGUCUGAUGAUUGUGAGCGUCGACGGAAGAUGGUUUUUUUUUUCCUGAACUUUUGGGUUGUUUCAGUAUGGGUUGUGUCUAUACUCGGGGGCGGCCGUGCAGGUAGUGCCGCCACACAAGGCCUCUGAAAAUCAGUUGGUGCAGCAAACAAGUGCUUGUGGAGGAGAGUGAUACAUAUGAAGUUCGUGUAUAGGAGCUAUAGUCAUGAAUGUAUUAGGAGUUAUAGUCUCGUGUGUAUAUCAGUUGUCGUCAUGAAUGUAUUAGGAGUUGUAGUCUCGUGUGUAUAUCAGUUGUCGUCAUGAAUGUAUUAGGAGUUAUAGUCUUGUGUUUGACUUUCUUAGUUAUCUUGAUUAACUGUUUGACAAUAAUUUUUAUAUUA
Rosa rugosa (rugosa rose) is the source of this 2142-nucleotide messenger RNA. RefSeq names its product protein RGF1 INDUCIBLE TRANSCRIPTION FACTOR 1-like. Bases 920 to 1588 code for a protein of 222 amino acids. The record is from RefSeq and is a predicted model, not a curated record. Lineage: Eukaryota; Viridiplantae; Streptophyta; Magnoliopsida; Rosales; Rosaceae. The transcript has 6 exons.